Messenger RNA from Scedosporium apiospermum, 1668 nucleotides. RefSeq lists its product as uncharacterized. The record is from RefSeq and is a predicted model, not a curated record. Bases 1 to 1668 code for a protein of 555 amino acids. NCBI's taxonomy places the organism in Eukaryota, Fungi, Ascomycota, Sordariomycetes, Microascales, Microascaceae. The transcript has 2 exons.
AUGGCGCAAAAUCUUCUUGCAGAAAAGCCCUCGACUGCCGGAGGUCGCAAUGCUCUCGCAGCUGCUUAUCAUAGUCUCCGCGUUAUAGACGAGCAGCUUCAAGAGACGAACCGCGAAAUCUGCCGUUUGAUGGCUGUGAAGGUUGCGCACUUUGGCGCUCAGCCUGAAGUAUCGAAACAAUUCCGAAAGUACCAGCUUGAAAGUUUCGAGGACUCCUCCCACAUGCUCGACUCAGAGUGGUGGGCUUGGGCCACGCGCAAUGGUCUUCUCGAGUCCGAGGGUAACCUAGACCGCGAACUAGAGAAGACGAAAGCCUCGAAGAUCAAAUUUGAGGGUAUAUGGAGUGAUCUCCGAUCUUGCAUCGAUGAGUUAUCACGCCCCUCGCAGCUGCUCGUCCGUCUCGUCCGCGUCAGUUUCGACGAACUGUCACUUACGCGCCUGGAGGAGAUUUCUCAUCAUCCCGCUAUUGCAAAGGGUGUUCGUGUAGUUCAAAUCGCCCUUCAUUUCUACAACAUCGCCCUUAACGACUUCGAUCGGUUUAUUUCGUACUUAAUCGACAUGUUAGAAAACCAAGUCAACCUCUUCGACGCGUUGAAGGAUUUUAACAUCCCCGAACAGAGUGCAUUGGAGAUGAUUGCGGACACAAGGGCAGUUAUCCUAGAACUUCACCAGCUUGCAUCAACCCAGCCCGAACUUGGUGAACACUUUCAGGAGGAACAAGGGCUUCGAGCACGUCUAGAGGAGAUCUGUUCAGAGCAUCUGACUCUCUUUGAGAAGCAGCAGUCCCUAAUAUGGAGCGGGCGGUUCUCGCAAGCUGUUGGCUCGGCAAUUGCAAGGAUGCCAGGCGCGCGAAGGCUGGACUUUAACGAUACAGAGUUUGCGGUGUCAACAGGCAAUCGCCAACUGAUGAUACCUAAGGGCAAUACUUGGAGGGCACUCCGUCGUUUCAUACUCCAGUCCCUGACCGGCUACCGUGCAAAGGCUCACAGCCUCGAUCUACCAAACUACCAAUGCAUUGCCAAAAUAGUCGAUGCUGUCCGAUGCGCCGGCGUAUCGCUCAAGACCAUCAAAAUUGAACUUUCGGAUCUGGGAUGCCCUGGCAGCCUGAUGCCAUCCCCGGAUAUCCGGCGAGAGUUUUCGUCUGGGUUGCAGCAGCUAGCAGAAUUUAAAUUCGAGUGCGACUCUCCCGACGAGCAAGAUGCUGAAGGUCUUAAUGACGCCCUGUCUGUCUACGUGGAUACCCCUAGCCUCCAAAAGCUCAGCUUGGAUAUGAGAAGCUAUGAUGCUGGGGAGCCAGGAAGGAUAGAUAUAGGGCAAAUCAUGGGGUCAAGGUCGCGAGAUAGGCUGACGGACAUUUCCUUUGCUUAUGCUGCGAUGGAUUUCUCGAGGAUGGUACAGUUCCUCAACCGGCUACCGCAAUCGACAACAUGCAUCUCCUUAAUAGAUGUCCGUUUACUCAGUGGCACCUGGAAAGAGGCUCUGGAUGCACUUCGGAAAAAGAACAUUCGCAUUGUCCACUUAAGCGAGCCGAAGGGUGCUGAGUGUGACAACAUGUCACCCGAAGACUACAAAAGGAUAUUCGACGAUAAGUGCGCAUACCGCACCCUGGCUGAGCUUUACAUCACGAACCGGAUCUCGCAGCAGCGUAACCCCCUAGAGACACCUUGA